AUGACUACCUACAUGCCGGCACUGACCCUGCCUGACCGGCUGUUCGCCAGCCCGGCUGCGUCGAUCCUGACGCCCAUCGUCCUCGGCAGUGCAGUGGGCAUCGGAGUCUCGAACAAGGACACCAAGACCACGUACAUGCGCCUCCGCCAGCCACCCCUGUCACCACCAACAUGGGUGUUCGGCCCAGUCUGGACCGUCCUCUACGGUGUCAUGGGCUACGCCUCGUACAGAGCAUACACCAACGGCACCAGUCCUUUGAGCACCCCUGACGUGAUAGCCACGGCGAGACACGCCGCUACGGUCUACUCGGCCCAGCUUGUGCUUAACCUCAUCUGGACCCCGCUGUUCUUCGGCCUCAAGAAGCCGGUUGCGGCAACCGUGGACAUUGUGGCUCUGCUCAGCACCAACAUCUACCUGACCUACCUGUGGAGCAGUGUGGAUGAGGUGUCGGCAUACUGCCAACUGCCUUACCUGGGAUGGCUUGGCUUCGCGACCUACCUGUGUGCAGGUAUCGGCCACGUGAACAAUUGGGAUCUGAAGGCCAAGGAACCAAAGUCCGAGUAG
This is a messenger RNA of Diaporthe batatas, 564 nucleotides long. RefSeq lists its product as uncharacterized. The coding region runs from base 1 to 564 and encodes 187 amino acids. The record is from RefSeq and is a predicted model, not a curated record. The transcript has 2 exons. NCBI's taxonomy places the organism in Eukaryota, Fungi, Ascomycota, Sordariomycetes, Diaporthales, Diaporthaceae. Gene Ontology annotation, cellular component: mitochondrial outer membrane.